CGUGAAAUGUUUGAUGUAGAUGGAGUUAACUGGGGGCAGGGCGCAUGCAGUGCAUAGUUCAGACGGGAUCCACAGCUACAUUUCAGUUGUAAAACCAAGCGGUGUUCACUGAAAGAGUGAUCAUUUUCUAGUGGUGGAAAGGAAGCUGCAACCUUUUGUCCUCUUCUCCAACCAUUGAAGGGCCCCGCAAGCACGUGACUCCUGCUCGGGGCUAUGAAAUCAGACCACUGUGUGCUGAAAUGCCGUCCUGUCACUGGGAAGUCGCUGCUCGCCCACAGAGGAAGCUGUGCCCUGGACUGUGAGCUCAGGCUGUCAGCCUCGGCGCCCAGCUUGCCUGUGCUUCUGCAGCGCCAUGGAACAGCCUGCCAGGGAGGGAAUGUUAUACAUGCAAGGUGCCAAGUUUGGGAUGAAGAGCUGGAAGAGAACUUGGGUGAUGCUCUUCCAGGCCAGCCCCUAUGGGAUCGGCCGUGUGGAGCUGUGUGACAUCAGAGACGGGGGGAGUGGGGGUGUCGCUGCAGCAGGGAAGCAGGGCCUGAAGAAGACCGACAAAAAGGUGAUUCGCCUGGACGACUGCGUCAGCAUCACCUCGGCCCCCCAUGAGAGCUGCCCCAAGGACAGCAUCGCCUUCUACCUCAACACCACCCAGCGCACGUACACUCUGGCGUCAGAGCAAGCCCAAGAGUGGAUCACCAAGCUCUGCCAGCUGGCGUUUCAGAAGAGAGAUGGAGACACAAACACCGUGGCCAGACAGGAGAGCUCUGAGAUACCGAUGGAGGAGAAUGAGCUGUAUUCAGCAUGGAAGAAGGAUCAGGAGUAUGAAGUAACUGUUCAGAAGACUGAGGCAUCGGCGAGGUGUUGUCUCACAGGGACUUAUCUUCUGGCUCUUGAUGGAGAAGCUAUCACCCUGCUUGAUCCUCAGACAAAAGAAGUAGUGUACUACUGGCCUUACCAGCUGCUGAGACGCUUUGGCCAGGAUAAGGAUGCGGUGACCUUUGAGGCUGGCAGGCGGUGUGAAUCUGGGGAAGGCCACUUCACAUUCCUGUCCAAAGAUGUAACAAAGAUCUACAGGACCAUUGAAGAUGCCAUUGGACAUCAGAAAAAGCAAAUAUGCAUGAUGAACCCAGAAAUGGAUGCGGUGCCCUCUCAGUCUUUCUCUCAUUCCUCCACGCAGGAACACUGCCAGGUCAUGUCAGCUUUCCACAACAGGGGAAGCAAAACAAGACAAGACCAGGAACUGCCACCUGAAGGCCUUGAGAAGACACGAACCCCCGCUCCAAAGCCACCCAGGAACCUUUUAGCACAAAAGAGAACGCCCAAAUCCAGCCAGCAGCAUGAGGAUAGUUUUGAAAAUGACCCUCAGAAAGCUGUUUAUGCCACUGUGCAGGAACGUUCUGGUCAAGGAGCACUCCGAAGCGUUUUGAGCAGACAACAUACCAUCGAGAAGGAGGAGGAGGAAGAUGAGGAAAACAUUGAGGAGCAAGCGGCAGAGGAGGAGGAAGAGAAGGAGGAGGACUACUGGCAGAGGCAGGAAAAGGAAACGAAGCUUCCUUCAAAGCUGAAGAGCGUUCCCUCUUCUCCUGAAAACAUCUCCCAGGAUUACUGGGGAGCAUACGCAAAGAAACCUACUCUUUAUGACAACAUGAAGAGCUGGGAACAGAACGAAUCUGAAGACCAGGAACAUUCUCCCAGUUCUGAGUGCCUCUAUGCUCUGGCCUCUUUUCACAAGCAGUCAAACAAAGAGAAAUGCUAUGAGGAGGAAAGCGAAGUCUUAAGCCCCAGGUCUACAAUUGUUACCAACACUGAAAUCCCUGUAGACUUCAAGCAGAAGCUUUCUGAUAUCUUUGCAAAGGACAGAGUCAAAGUCUUACCAGCUCUUCCAGCCCGAAAUAUGGGGAUCACGGACAGAACAUAUGAUAACUAGCAGCUGUGACUGCAGUGGAUAUACAGUAUAUGCAAGCUCUGCAUUGCUUUAUUGUGGUAUGUGAGGACAUGAGACAUGCAAUACAAAAAUCCUUUUCAAACAGCAGUUCAAAAUGCACUUGGCCUGGUUCAUAUUCUCUAUGUUUCAUUCUUUCCAACAAAUCUAAUUAAACAGCAACAAGUAUAAAUGCUCAGAACACAGGAGGUUAUAAUUCAACUGAAGCUAUUCAACCCAUCUUUCCUCUUUGGUUGCUAGUAGCUAAUUAAACUCAGAAUCACAGAACCCAGUUCUGUCUUGAAAUAUUACAGACGUUUUGCAGAUUUGAAUACACCUACGUUUGGUUUCCAAUCCAGGAUUUUAAAUGUUAUUUUGCCUUGUGGCCACUUCUAUGGCUAAAUCACCUUUUUAUUAAAUACUUGGUAUUGAUUA
This is a messenger RNA of Lepisosteus oculatus (spotted gar), 2350 nucleotides long. RefSeq names its product docking protein 3 (gene dok3). The record is from RefSeq and is a predicted model, not a curated record. NCBI's taxonomy places the organism in Eukaryota, Metazoa, Chordata, Actinopteri, Semionotiformes, Lepisosteidae. Gene Ontology annotation, cellular component: cytoplasm. Gene Ontology annotation, biological process: positive regulation of MAPK cascade; Ras protein signal transduction; cell surface receptor protein tyrosine kinase signaling pathway.